AUGUCCGAAUCACUCGUUCUGGAGUCCACGCCCGCAGAUGGCGUCCGGGUGCUCGCCUUCAACCGUCCGACGAAGCGCAACGCUCUCUCCCAGGACCUGAUUCGCGAGUUUCUCGACAAACUGUCUGUGGCUUCUGUGGACGCCAACAUAAAAACAAUUGUGAUCACGGGGAGUUCCUCCUUUUUCUGCGCUGGCGCCGACAUUAAAGAAAUCUCCGUCUUGGAUGCUGAAGCUGCUCGGCAAACUCGGUAUCUUGAGAACCUCUGUCAGGGGCUACAGAAUGUUCGCAAGCCCAUGAUCGCCGCUGUCGAGGGCAUGGCGCUCGGAGGAGGGUUCGAGGUCGCUCUCGCUUGUGACAUGAUAUACGCAUCCAACACCAGCAAGUUUGGGCUCCCUGAAGUCAGCAUCGGUCUGCUGCCUGGCGCCGGCGGAACGCAGAGGUUGACCAACGCCGUCGGAAAGUACAAGGCAAUGCACAUGAUUCUACUGGGAAGCCCCAGCUCAGCGCAAGAGGCCCGCGCGGCAGGUCUUGUAGCCGACACCUUUGAAGCGGGGACCGUGCUGGAUAAUGUGAUGCACGUGGCGGCCAGAUUGACUUCCAUGAGCCCAACGGCGCUUUCACUGGCGAAAGAGGCGAUAUGUCGAUCCGACAACCUUGGACGCGAUGACGAGUUUGAACGUAGUCUGUACUAUCAUGCGUUCGGCACGGCGGACAAGAGAGAAGGCGUGGGUGCUUUUCUAGAGAAGAGAGCGCCGAGUUGGGCGCGGUGA
Emericellopsis atlantica is the source of this 771-nucleotide messenger RNA. Its product is annotated as ClpP/crotonase-like domain-containing protein. Gene Ontology annotation, biological process: fatty acid beta-oxidation. Gene Ontology annotation, cellular component: mitochondrion. NCBI's taxonomy places the organism in Eukaryota, Fungi, Ascomycota, Sordariomycetes, Hypocreales, Bionectriaceae. The record is from RefSeq and is a predicted model, not a curated record. Bases 1 to 771 code for a protein of 256 amino acids. Gene Ontology annotation, molecular function: enoyl-CoA hydratase activity. The transcript has 6 exons.